GAACAAAGCAGUAAACUCCGGUGUCCGCAUAGCACUCCGUGCGCGAUCCCAUCUCCUCCAAUCGCAGAGGACCAACACUUGAAUGACUCCAUUGCUGCACACAUCUGCCCUUUGUUCUUCUCCUCCUCCUCUCUCAACGCUGACCGCUGACCCAAUCGCUUACUCCUUUCUUGCGUCUUUUCUUGGCAGAGUAGAGCGGCUUCUUCUCCGCUGGACCGGCAGCAACUGCUUAGGAGACAGCGGGAAGAUGGCCACGGCGGAGCCGAUCAUGAACGCCUCGCUCGUCCCGGACUCCGAGCUCAUUUCUCGGGCCGUCCAGGCCGCCUAUGGGACCAUCCGCGCCGCCCGUGACGUCCUCGUCGAGCGCUACAGCUUUGCCGAGCUGGCCGCCUACCUGGAUCGCGUCGUCCCCAUCCUCGACCAGCUGAAGGCCACGACGCCCGCCGCGAACCGUGACGGCAGUUCCCCCCUCGCCGACGCCGCUGGGAUCCUCGCCCGCGAGGUCGAGGCCGCCCGGGCUCUCGCCCUCGAUUGCGGCAAGCGCAACCGCAUCUAUCUCCUCCUCAACUGCCGCCGCAUCGUCACCCGCCUUGAGUCCGCCACCAGGGAGAUCGGCCGCGCCAUUAGCCUCCUCCCCCUCGCUUCCCUCGAUCUCUCCUCCGCGAUCCACGACGAGGCCAAGCUUCUCAGCGAUUCCAUGGUCCGGGCCGAGUUUCGGGCCGCCGCCGCCGAGGAGGAAACCCUGCGAAAGUUGGAGUCGGCCAUCCAGGAGCACAACUCCGACCGGUCCUACGCGAACAGCCUGCUGGCCCUCAUCGCGGACGCCGUGGGGAUCUCCAAGGACCGUACCGUUCUCAAGAAGGAGUUCGCGGAGUUCAAGGAGGAGGUAGCGGAGGCCAAGCUGCGGAAGGACCUCGCGGAGGCGAUUCAGAUGGAUCAGAUCAUUGCCCUGCUCUCUAGGGCGGACGCCACCUCGUCAUUCAAGGAGAAGGAGGUGAAGUAUUACAGCAAGAGGAACUCGUUGGGGAGCCAGCCAUUGGAGCCCCUCCAGUCCUUCUACUGCCCCAUCACCCGUGACGUGAUGGAGGAUCCCGUGGAGACUUCUUCUGGGCAGACCUUCGAGAGGAGCGCGAUUGAGAGGUGGUUCGCGGACGGCAACACCACUUGUCCGCUCACCAUGACACCUCUCAACACCGGCUUCCUUCGGCAUAACAUCACUCUUAGGAAGUCCAUCGAGGAGUGGAAGGAGAGGAACAACAUCAUAAUUAUCUCUUCGAUGAAGUCCAAGCUCAGUUUGGACGACGAGGUGGUGCUCAGGAGCUUGGCCCAGCUGCAGGAGCUCUGUGAGGAGAAAUUUUCGAAUAGGGAGUGUGUGGUGAUGGAGGAUUACUUUCCAAUUCUUGUCGGAUUGCUUGGAAGGAAUAACUCACAGAUAAGGAAUCACACACUCUAUAUUCUUCGAUUAUUGGCGGAAGAUAGCGAUGAUAACAGGGAAAAAAUAGCUGAAGUGGACAAUGCCAUUCAAUCCAUUGUGAAAUCUCUUGCACGGCGCACCGAUGAACGUAAAGCAGCAGUAGCGUUGCUGUUGGAGCUAUCAAAAAAUAAUGCAAUUUGCGGCCAUAUUGGAAAGGUACAAGGCUGCAUUCUUCUACUAGUGACAAUUAUAAACAGUGAUAACAACCAAGCUGCUAAUGAUGCUAGAGAGCUUUUGGAGAAUCUUUCUUUUCUAGAUGACAGCGUAGUGCUGAUGGCAAAGGCUAACUAUUUUCAGCCACUGCUCCGGUGUCUUAACUCAGGUCCAGAGUAUUUGAAAAUGAAAAUGGUAAAAGCAUUAGCUGAAAUGGAAUUAACUGAUCAUAGCAAGGAGACCUUGUUUAAAGAGGGAGCAUUGCAGCCACUUCUUCAGAUGCUCUCAUUAAGUGAUGCAGAUGGAAAAAGAAUGGCCAUUAAGGCUAUUCAGAAACUCUCCAGCUUUGCUCCUAAUGGUUUACAGAUCAUCAGGGACGGAGCAAUUUCACCACUUCUUGACCUACUAUUCCAGGCAAUACCAGCAUCUUCCAAUCUAAGAGACCAAGUUGCAGCUACUAUUUUGAAUAUCACUGUAUCAGCCGCUGCCUUGCAAACCAAUGAAGCCCUGAGUAUUCUGAAAUCAGAUGCUGAAAUUUCUCGGCUCUUUUCCUUGGUGAUGCUGACUGGGCCAACUAUACAACAAAGCAUUCUAGGAACAUUUUAUGCGCUGUGUCAGCUUCCAUCAGCGAAGGACAUGAGAACUAAGUUGAGGCAGUUUUCUGCAGUCCAAUUAUUAAUUUCACAAUGUGAGCACAGAGAUCUUUCUGUAAGAGCAAGUGCUGUUAAACUGCUAUCUUGCCUCAUGGAAGAUGGAGAUGAUACUGUGUCAGCUGAAAGUGUUACUCAAAGGUGUCUGGAGACUUUGCUUUCCAUUAUCAAAACCUCUAAGGAUGAGGAAGAGGUAGCUGCUGCAUUGAGAAUCAUUUCUGAUCUUCCUAUAGGGUACACCCAUGUAACUCGAUGGAUUGCAGAUGCUGGAGCAAUAACAGUAUUUGUCAGUUAUAUUAGAGAUGCAAAGCUUAGUGGGCCCUUCAGGAAUAAGUUAAUAGAGAAUGCUCUUCGAGUUUUGUGCCGUUUCACAAUGUCAACAAAUCCAGAAUGCCAGAAAAUAGCCGCUGAGUCUGGAUUGAUCCCCUUGCUUGUCCAGUUGUUGGGAUCUGGCACUCCAGCUGCAAAACGAUAUGCAGCUACUUUGCUAUGUCAGUUUUCAGAGAGUUCACUCAGCCUGAGCAGGCUGGUAGAGCGACAUGGAGGUUUCUGGUGCUUUGCACCCCCACCUGAAAUACGAUGCCCAGUGCACAAUGGUGUUUGUUCAGCGGAGACAUCAUAUUGUCUUUUGGAAGCAGAUGCCAUAGGACCACUUCUGAGUUUGCUUGGAGACUCAGAUUCCAGCAUUUGUGAUGCCGCCCUAAGUGCACUCUCAACACUCAUAGAGGGCGAAAGGCUGCAAAGUGGCAGCAAGGUACUUCAUGAGUCAAAUGGCAUUGCACCCAUUGUAAAAGUUCUGAGCUCUCGGUCAACUGAGUUGCAAGAGAAGGCACUUAACGUUUUAGAGAGGAUUUUUCGACUGCAAGAGUAUAAGCGGAUCUAUGGUGCUUUAGCACAGAUGCCUUUGGUUGACAUAACUCAAAGAAGCAACGGUCCUGUUCGAGCUUUGGCAGCUAGAAUACUUGCUCAUUUGGAUGUGCUUCAUGAUCAAUCUUCCUAUUUCUAAGAGGCAGUCAUUUAGAUGCCAGGAUAAAGCUCAGUUCCAACUGAGUGGUAUAUCCACAAGUUCAGUUCAACAUUCCAUGCUUCAUUCGGGUCACAUGAUAACUUGGAAAGGGAUGAAUGUGGUUUGUAAUUUGUAUCACGUUAAAGCCAUCUGGAGGACUUGGUGAGACAAUUCUCAUUGAGCACACCGAAACAAGAAAGCUAGCCAGUGCGUGCUGCUAUCACACACAUCAAUGCUGUUUUUAUGUGGAAAAGAAAGAAAACCAAGUUCACCCUGACAAAACUUUCAGCAUGAUAGCUCACAUUUGUCGCACAAUCUAACCGCUUAGAGCUUUUGACAUGGUUGAAGAAAGAUAUUGGGUAGCACAGUGUUUCUCAACUUGGCGACUGUUAAAGAUAUCGGUUAUUUCUUUAGGAAGGAACCAGAAGUUUUAUGUACAAUGUUGCACAUGCAUCCACAUUUCAGGUAUCUUCAACUUCUAGCCCAUUCUUUGAAGAGUCAACGUAAAUUUGCUUCUUCAUGAAUGAAUAAAAUGUGUCUUUUGUUUCUUCUUCAACAUUCUAUUUUGAGAUUAUUGAUAAAUUUAUGCCCAUAUGAAGCUAAUGAUGCCUAUCUCAACAUGCUGAUUGCUGAUAUUAGGUGUGAAAAUUUUCAUACCUUGUUCUAUCAUCUAAUAUUUGUUUUCAUGUUAGAACGACUCUAUCUUUGACAUUGUCUUGUGACUAUGGAUGCUGCUUUGUUGACAUGUUUACACAUGAGUAGGAUUCAGUUCCAUAUCUUAUCUGAGAAUUGCUUGCGCAUAAAAUAGUGAGGGCAAUGAGGAAAGGGCUCCGAUAUUAGUGUUGUAGAAGCUACACUGUGGUCUCAGAAAAAUAAAGAGAAUCACAAAUACAUGUACGGUAGUUCAUAAAAAGAAUCACAAAUAACUGGAGGGAUAAUUAAAUACUUACAAUGUGAGAAACAUAACACCACAUAGUAAGAAAGAAAAGAUCUUUAAGAGCAGCUAAGAUAAAAGGAAUCAUUGCACUAUAAGCUGUUCUAUCUAUUUGACAGCUGAAGAGGAACAAUGAUUCAGUAUCACAGAUGGUAUAACUAUGAUGAUCACACGCUUCCUCCACACAUUACAUCAUAUUAUAUAACAGACGACAAUUGAACAUACUGUGUCAGCAUAUACAUAGAACUAGGCGUGCUUUUUUACUUCUAAAAACUCUCGAGGAAUACUUUAGAUCCGAUGAAUCAUAAGACGAAAGCGACUUACUUAUAUGCCCGCUUGGUACGAGGGUAAUAGUCCCUCAUGACCAGUAGAUGAGGAUUUCCAAGCUUCGCUAACCCUCCUUGCACUUGUUUAUAAGCGGAAAAAGGGACUUCGCCUUCCUCUUUGCUCGAUUAGUUCCACUUUUCUCUACCUCACAGACAUGCUCAUACACCCCCAACCGUAGCGCAGCUGAGACCAAAGAAGAAUUAUGAGUACCCAAUUCAAGAAGUACGGAGAGUGCACAUUCCUUGUUCUUGGGGGUGCCUUCUUUUAUCAGCUGCACGACGGUUUCAAUGAAAGGAAGCUGCCCUAUGGCAGUGUGGCCAUCAGGAUGUGAUGCCAGAAGAAGGAAGAUCGAGAGGGCUUCAUCCACCAUGCCAAGGUUCUUGUCACACAGUACAUUAAGCAGAGGAGCCACUAUUCCUGCAUCAAUAGCUCUAGCCUUGUUCCCAUAGUUCAGAACCAGAUUAAAGAGUGCAGUGGCAGCAUCCUUCUUCCCCCUAAUGGUCCCAUCCCGCAGAAGAUCCACCAAUGGAGGAAUGCCAUUCAUGUUCCCUAUCAGCACCUUGUUCUCUUCAAGCAUUGACAAACUGAACAAGGCUGUGGCCGAGUUCUCUUUAGCCUCAACCGUGCCGCUCUUCAAGAUUUCAAUUAUAGCAGGAAUUGCUCCUUCUUUGGCUAUGAUUCUUUUGUUCCUCUCAUCGAUCGACAAGUUCAACAGAGCUGUGACAGUGUGUUCUUGGAUCUUCGAAUCGGGAUAAGGUAUCAGGCCGACCAGAGCAGGUAUUCCACCAUGCUUCGCGAUCAAAAUCCUGUUAUCGGGAUUCUCCUUGGAGAGCAUGCGGAUCUUCUUCACUGCCUUCCGCUGCACAUCAAGAUGAAUGGAGGACAAAUCUCUCACCAAUGAAGGGAUCUCUUCCUUUUGCUCUAAAUGAUGAGAGUCCUGGUCUGCAUCUCUUUUCAACAGCUCAACUUGGUUCUUCUCACACCACUGCAUGAUCAAGUUACGAAGAGCAUAGUUUGGAGCUAAAGAGAGGUGAGCCAAAGUUUGUCUAGUCUUUGGGCAAUUUCGAUGACCUGCAUCCAGCCACUUCUGUAUGCUUCUUCGUUCAUAUGUCUAUGAGAACGGAGGAAAGAGCAGUUAGCAAAGAUUACCUUAUCACAAGACUUAAAAACAACAUAAUUGGAGCAACUUGAAGCACCUGUCCUGUUGCAACAAUGACAGGAUCCGACAUGAUCUCCAGAGAUACAGGACAGAGGAAGUCAUUUGGAAUCAUCAACGAUGGACACUUCUCGAGGUAUUUAGGCAAGGUGACGUCGCUUAACCCUUUAGAAUCUUCGACUCCUGCAACUCGUUUAAAUUUAUUGAGCAGAUCCAUGAUCUGCUGUGUACUGUCUGCAUUUGCCCCACAUCUUUCUUUGAUGAGCUUUUUGAUGGCCA
Musa acuminata AAA Group (dessert banana) is the source of this 5979-nucleotide messenger RNA. RefSeq names its product U-box domain-containing protein 44-like. Lineage: Eukaryota; Viridiplantae; Streptophyta; Magnoliopsida; Zingiberales; Musaceae. The coding region runs from base 83 to 3283 and encodes 1066 amino acids. Gene Ontology annotation, molecular function: protein binding; ubiquitin-protein transferase activity. Gene Ontology annotation, biological process: protein ubiquitination. The record is from RefSeq and is a predicted model, not a curated record. The transcript has 4 exons.